AUGUUGAAAACAGCUACUUGUUAUAGACUUCCACAAGCUACCUCACAUUUAUGCAUCCCCGCAAUUCGAUUCGUGUCAAGCACAACCACGAAACCUCGGACAAUCAGUACUCAAAUCCAGACACAUCAUAAUGACUCCAAUUUACCACUAGAUAAACAGUCAGAACAAACACCAGGUACUGUUCCCCAAAGAAACGGUAUUUUUGAUAUUGCAACAAAGAUUUACAAUGCCUCAGAUAUUGAAAAGCACGAUGAUGUGAAGUUUUUGACCAAGCCUGCUUAUCCACAUGUUGGUUUCACUGAAGCUGGAUGUCAGAAAGUCGAGGUUGCUCAUAGAGAGCCAAGAACUUUUGGGGACAAGAUUGCGUAUCAUGGAAUUAAGUUCUGUCGUGGAUGCUUUGACUUUGUUACCGGUUACAAAGUUCCCAAAGAAGGCGAGUCACUUGAUAAGUACAAAGGUACCAGGUACGAGAUGACAGAGGGUAAAUGGUUGACUCGGGUUAUUUUCUUGGAGCUGGUUGCUGGUGUUCCAGGGUCAGUUGCUUCGUUUUUGAGAACAUUGCAUUCAUUGAGAUUGUUGAGGAGAGACAAGGCUUGGAUUGAGACUUUGCAAGAUGAGGCUUACAAUGAAAGGAUGCAUUUGUUAACUUUUAUGAAAAUUGGUCAACCAUCAUGGUUCACCAAGACCAUCAUUUAUCUCGGUCAGGGAGUUUUCACCAACUUGUUCUUCUUCUGUUACUUAGCCAAUCCAAAGUACUGUCACAGAUUUGUUGGGUACUUAGAAGAAGAGGCAGUGAGAACAUACACCCACUUGCUUGAUGAAAUGGAAGACCCCAAUAAACUCAAUGGUUUCCAGAAAAUACAGAUUCCUACAAUUGCCGUCAAUUAUUGGUCAUCGUUAUCAAAAGAUUCGAGUUUCAAAGAUUUGAUUUUGAGAAUCAGAGCUGAUGAGUCCAAACACAGAGAAGUGAACCAUACAUUGGCCAACUUGAAACAAGAUGAGGAUAGAAACCCAUUUGCUUUACAAAUUAAAGGACUCGAUAAGCCUCAACCAAACUAUGGUUUGGAUGUUGUUAGACCUACCGGUUGGGAGAAGAAGGAAUUAUACCUUUAG
Lodderomyces parapsilosis is the source of this 1113-nucleotide messenger RNA. RefSeq names its product alternative oxidase. The record is from RefSeq and is a predicted model, not a curated record. Bases 1 to 1113 code for a protein of 370 amino acids. The transcript has a single exon. Gene Ontology annotation, cellular component: mitochondrion. Gene Ontology annotation, biological process: alternative respiration. NCBI's taxonomy places the organism in Eukaryota, Fungi, Ascomycota, Pichiomycetes, Serinales, Debaryomycetaceae. Gene Ontology annotation, molecular function: alternative oxidase activity.